UCCGAGCAUGCGCAGAACCUCCCCGGCGGGGAUCGCUAUGGCAGCGGCGUCGCGGUGGGCUGGCGCCUUGGUCUCCUAUUCCAGCCCCGCGGCCUACGCCGCCCUCCUAGCCGCGGCCUCUCGGGCAUGAGCUGGGCCUACCGCCGUAGCCCACUGCCCUACCUGCCGCCGCAGCCGCAUCCUGACUGUGGGCCCGCGCCAGGAACAUGCCCCUGGCCUCCUACUGCUACGUGAGGGUCGUGGGCAGGGGCAGCUAUGGGGAGGUGACGCUCGUGAAGCACCGGCAGGACGGCAGGCAGUAUGUCAUCAAAAAACUGAACCUCCGAAACACAACCAGCCGGGAGCGGCAAGCUGCUGAACAGGAAGCUCAGCUCUUGUCUCAGCUGAAGCACCCCAACAUUGUCACUUACAAGGAGUCAUGGGAAGGAGACGGCCUGCUCUAUAUCGUCAUGGGCUUCUGUGAAGGAGGUGAUCUGUACCGGAAGCUCAAGGAGCAGAAAGGCCAGCUGCUGCCUGAGCGUCAAGUGGUGGAGUGGUUUGUACAGAUUGCCAUGGCUUUGCAGUAUUUACAUGAAAAACAUAUCCUUCAUCGAGAUCUGAAAACUCAAAAUGUCUUCCUAACAAGAACAAAUAUCAUCAAAGUGGGUGACCUAGGAAUCGCCCGAGUGUUAGAGAACCACUGUGACAUGGCAAGCACCCUCAUUGGCACACCCUAUUACAUGAGCCCUGAAUUGUUCUCCAACAAACCCUACAACUAUAAGUCUGAUGUUUGGGCUUUGGGAUGCUGUGUCUAUGAAAUGGCCACCCUGAAACAUGCCUUCAAUGCAAAAGACAUGAAUUCUUUAGUUUAUCGGAUUAUUGAAGGAAAGCUGCCACCAAUGCCAAAAGCUUAUAGCCCAGAACUGGCAGAACUGAUACGAACAAUGCUGAGCAAAAGGCCUGAAGAGAGACCCUCUGUGAGGAGCAUCUUGCGGCAGCCAUAUAUAAAACACCAAAUUUCCUUGUUUUUGGAGGCCACAAAGGCAAAAACCUCCAAAGCUAACAUUAAAUGUGAGGACUCCAAAGCCAAGCCUGUUGCCACAGUGGUUUCCAGAAAGACAGAAUCAAAUCGUGAAGCAGCCCACCCCCAGCCACACGCCUCUGAGGGCUCCCAGGCGCGUGUAAUGAGUGCAGAUAGAUGUUUGUCCCAGGAGAAACCCAUCAUCAUUGGCCCCUUGAUGUUCCCUGCUACUCCAAAAGACCACAGUAGCAAACCAGACAUGAGCAAUGCCGUAGAGUCACUAGCUACCGUCCGUAGGGUAGACAUCGAUAUCUUACCCGCACAAAGGAGGGAUUCAGUGAACAGUGACUUGGCUCAGAAGACUCAUCCGGGACACUUAGAUGCCUCUAAUGAGCUGGAAGAUAAAUGCAGUGUUUCCCAAGUGAAAGAGGAGAGUCUGCAGGUUGACACUAAAUACAGUGCCCAGCCUGAAAACUGGAUUCCCACGCAGACCUCUGAUGAUGGUGGUGGGGAAGGGACUGAAGCCACGGAGCCACUACAGCCUCUACACAAAGAUCAAAAGCCAGAGGACCAGGACCAAGUUGCUGGUGAAGGUAUUACAGAAAAACAGGGCCAAAUCCAGCCAGGUUUGCAGCCACACAGCGCUGGGUCUGAACCUUCCCUGUCUCGACAGCGACGGCAGAAGAAAAGAGAACAGGCUGUGCAUGGUGCAGCAAGGAGCCAGUUCCCAGAGGCAUCUCCUCAGCUUUUGCCUUCUCAUCCCACUGUUGGAGCAGAUACCAUGUCAACACAACAGCAUGCUGAAUGCUGGAGUAGCAUGGUCACCGUGUCUGUGAGCAGCGCAGCGGGCAGCGGGAUAGCGUCAUCAAAGGAUCGACCACUGUCAGCCAGAGAGAGAAGGCGACUGAAGCAGUCACGGGAAGAGAUGUUCCCCUCACUUGAAGGCCCUUCAGUUAGGAGAGCUUCUCUGAAUGCAGUGGGGCCGGGGAAGCUGCAGGAGGAAGGCCACUCCCUCCCUGCCCGGCGGUUCUCUUCUGACUACAGCAACACUCAGGAAAGAAAACUGAUUAACUGUCUGUCUGAGGAUGAGCUAAGUUCUUCUACAAGUUCAACUGAUAAAUCAGAUGGGGAUUCCAGGGAUGGGAAAAGUCAUACAAAUGAAAUGAGUGACUUGAUGCAAUUGAUGACUCAAACCCUUAAACUGGACCCAAAAGAAAGCUGUGAAGACCUCCCGGUACCAGCUCCAGGGUCAGAAUUCAGGCUUAAUCGAAGGUAUCGGGACACGCUGGUACUUCACGGAAAAGUUGCAGAAGAGUCAGAGGAACUUCAUUUUAAAGCACUGCCUUCAGGUUCUGAAAAGAUCAGGAGAAUACUUGAAGUCUUGAGAGCUGACGUCAUCCAGGGCCUAGGGGUUCAGCUUUUAGAGCAGGUAUAUGAUCUUUUAGAAGAGGAGGAUGAAAUGGAGAGAGAGGUACAUUUACGGAAGCACAUGGGUGACAAAUACACAGCUUACAGUGUGAAAGCUCGCCAGUUGAAAUUUUUUGAAGAACAUGUGAAUUUUUGAGAAUUUGUUAGAACUAGACCUAUUUUCAAAGGUUUCUGGCUUAAAAAACAAAUCAUGGAAGAGUUGUUUAGAAGCCAUUCACCAUCCUUUUCUAUCAUACUUGAAAAAACUGGACAGCACAGAGUAAUAUGAAGCUCGUUCACAAAAGAAAACUUUUGCUUUCAUACUGUUUUUAUGAAGACAAAUGUUACAGUUGUUUGGUUAAUGAGCCUUAGAGCAUCAAAUUUAUAUCUAGAGCUUUAUUUUUUUAAGAUAGUAGCUUGAAAGGAGAGCCAUAAAGCAUUGGGUUGGAACUUUUAUAUUGUACUACAGUGAUAAAAGCAACAGGAGAAAUAAAGACAUAGUAUGUGUAGUGAUGUUAUCUGCUAACCUCCAGGAGUAGUUGAUACAUUAUUUUAAAAAGUUAAUUCACUAUUCUGCAAAGAGAUUUAAAGAAUGUGAACUUCUGUACAGUAUAUGGGCAACAGAUUCCUUUUUUACACUUUGAUGGAUUUUUAGUAUUUUGUUUUCAUUUAAGAUACUCCUCAUUUAGGGUAUACAGGAAUUGAAGUUAAAGGAUUUUGGCUUUGUAUCAUGUUUUUUCAUUACUAAUUUUGUUAGAUCCAUUUUCCCAUCAGCAAAAACAACUCAUAAACACUAAUUCCUUUUCCAGUGAAGCAACUUGUAAGUAAAGUCCAGAUCUUCUUAGCUAUAUUGGAUAUAUGUAAAGUUUGUCUCAUGAAGUUUGUCUUCAUGUUUAUCAAGAUAGUGUUGUUCCUUGUUUUAAAAGACUGUAUAACACAUAUUUUAUUAAUUUAAUUAAAGAAGUAAUGCUCACCA
Chinchilla lanigera (long-tailed chinchilla) is the source of this 3383-nucleotide messenger RNA. It is a transcript of the gene Nek4, whose product is annotated as NIMA-related kinase 4. Gene Ontology annotation, biological process: protein phosphorylation. Gene Ontology annotation, molecular function: protein kinase activity; ATP binding. The transcript is spliced from 15 exons. Lineage: Eukaryota; Metazoa; Chordata; Mammalia; Rodentia; Chinchillidae. The coding region runs from base 207 to 2564 and encodes 785 amino acids. The record is from RefSeq and is a predicted model, not a curated record.